Molecule: messenger RNA, 4602 nt
Organism: Myxozyma melibiosi
Lineage: Eukaryota; Fungi; Ascomycota; Lipomycetes; Lipomycetales; Lipomycetaceae
Exons: 6
Coding region: 149-4477 (1442 amino acids)
Biological process (GO): endocytosis; endosomal transport
Cellular component (GO): plasma membrane; cytoplasm
Molecular function (GO): protein binding; calcium ion binding
Source: RefSeq, a predicted model, not a curated record
GGCGAAUCCGUACAGGCCCUAACCCUCUUAUGGAUCCCCAAUCCAGGAUCGUUCCUCGAGGAAGACUCAAAGCAAGCCUCCGGUAAUUAUUGUCUUUAAAGUCGUCAAACCAAGCCGAAUUCGAUCGCUUCUGUUAGCAACAUAGACCAUGGCAUCUAAUUCGAAUUUAUUUGGUGUUGCUACGCAACCUCCUCCGCCGCGCUUGUCGCUGACUGCCGAGGAGCGCUCUAUGUACGGCCAGCUCUUCAAGUCUCUUGAUACUGAAUCGAUCGGCGUGGUCACGGGUGAAGUUGCUCGCAGCUUAUUCGAACGUUCCGGAUUGUCUCCCAUGGUUCUCGGCCGUAUCUGGCAAAUCGCUGAUGAUCAAAACAAUGGGUUUCUCAAUCAGACCGGUUUUGCUAUUGCGAUGCGCUUAAUUGGUUAUGUCCAGAGUGGACAGCAUCUGGCUCCUGAGCUAGUAUCUCGCCCUGGACCUCUUCCACGAUUCGGCGAAAGCGAGCCUCCCCGCAGUGUUGCUUCUCCGGCACUUUCCAAUGCCACCGGCAAUAAUGCAGUACCUCCGCUUACUCCAAAUGAUCGCAGCCGAUUUAUUCAGCUUUUUGAGAGUAGCACCUCAGACAGUCUUUUGCCAGGAUCGACCGCUCGAGAUAUCUUCCUUCGCGCCCAGCUUCCCACCGAUACAUUGGGUCAGAUUUGGAACCUGGCUGAUAUUCAUAAGAGAGGCGCUCUCGACUCCACCGAGUUUGUCAUUGCCAUGCAUUUGAUCCAAUGCACUCUCAACGGAUCGAUGCAGACUCUGCCACAGUCCGUCCCUCCAUCUCUAUUCACGGCUGCCGCUGCGGUUCAUGAGCGACCGAUGUCGCGAUCGAGCCUUCGAAGCAACACUUCUACCCCCCAGCUCCAGCACCCGCAGAUCCCUCCCCCCGUUUCGCAGCAGCAUUCGGGAAUGCCUCCGCCUCCGCGCACUCGUGGAUCGUAUAGUGCUCCUGUGUCUGCUCCCGUGCAGAGACCGAUGUCUACAGGAGGGUCGCAGACACAAUCGUUUUCCAGGGCUUCUUCGUUCCCUGUGCAGGACGACUGGUUGAUUACGCCUCAGCAGAAAGCGCAUUUUGAUAGUAUUUUUGCGACUGUCGACCGCGAAGGAGACGGUAGCAUCAGCGGAGAGAUUGCUGUGCCAUUCUUUAUGACCUCUAAGCUUCCGGAAGAUGUCCUGGCACAGAUCUGGGAUUUGUCGGAUAUCCGCAACUCGGGAUACUUGUCCAAGGACGAGUUUGCCGUGGCCAUGUAUUUGGUUCAGCAGCGCCUUUCUGGUGCCGAGCUUCCUACAGCUCUUCCCGAGGCGUUGGUUCCUCCUUCUCUCCGCCAGACCCAGCAGCCCCAGCAGCAGACAGGAAGCUCUUUGUUCUAUGGAAAUGAGUCGCAGCAGCAACAGGCACCAGUUCAGAGAAAUUUUACUGGUCAGCAGCAGCAGCAGCAGCAUCAGCCGCAACCGUCAGGGGAAUCAUCUCUGCUAGAUCUCUUUGACAUCGACGAGUCAGCAUUCAAGGCUCCCGCCGCCCCGGCACCGCAGUCUUUCUCGCCGACGCAGUCAUCGGCGACGCCUCAGCUGCCUCCUGCCAGAGAGUCGCCUCAGGUUCACGAUCAGCCUGUGUUUGCGGCUCCUUCCGUCACUUCCCCUCCGCCGCUCUCGCCCAGUAUCACUGGCCGUCAACCGUUCAAGCCGUCGUCUGCCUUUGGUCAGUCCUUGGCGCACCAGAAUACCGGCAGUGCCGCUCCGCCUGCCGCCUCGGUUGUCUCCUCGGCUCCUCCUUUGCCUCCCCUUCCUGCGGCGAUCGAGACCGCACCCCCGGCUACUAGUCCUACGCGUUCGUCCACUUACUCACCAGUGAGUGCUCAGAGUGCUCAAAACACCGGGUCGUCUCCUUUCGGAACCGGAGCGCCAGCUUCUCAUCCACAGACUAGCUUCGCUCCUCCUCCUACAACGUUUUCGCCUCCCCCUCAGCAGCAGACCCAGCAGCAGACUCAGCGGCAGUUUGAGCAACCGCAGAUCUCUCCUGCUAUCCCUCAGGUUUCUACCCCUGUUCAGCCUGCUGCACCUGCUCCUCAUGUCGAUGAAGAUCGGGAUAUCAAGCAAAAGAUCUCUGAAGAGGCUGUUCAAUUUGGCAAGCUUUCUACUGAGAUCAGCACUAUGACCACGCAAACAACCGCAUUGAAGGAUAAGCGCGCUAAGGCUGAGGCCGAGCUUGCCAAGAUGGUACAUUUGCGUACAGAUAUCGAUGGAAAGCUCCGUGGGUUACGAACUGCUUAUGAAUCUGAGGUAUCGAAAGUCAGAACGGUCGAGCAGCAGCUUGCUAUCUCUACCAACGAGACGGCUAAGCUCCGCAGUGAGCUCGCUGAGCUCGAAGCCGAAAUGCACACCGUCCAGGUUCAUUACCAGGAGAUCAUGUCGAACCUUGAGGCCGACCAGAACGAGAACGCGACCUUAAAAGAGAAGAUCCGGUUCUUGUCCGAGCAGUCUGCCAGCCUGAAGGCUGAGGCUGACAGGGCACGGGAGGAGUCUCGCCAGCAAAAAGGAAUGGUUGCUAGUAACAGAAACCAGCUUAUGAACGCCGAAGCUGAGCUUGGGCAGCAGAAGGAAGACUUGGCGAGCGCAAAGUCGGAACUUGCUGCUGCCACUGCUGCUGCCACUGCUGCUGCUGCUGCGGCUGUUCCGGCUGCGGCCGCCGCAGUAUCUUCUGCGGGCUCGGUCAGAUCUGUGGCCACCAACCCGUUCUUCUCAAAUAACUCUGAGUCGGCCUUUUCAUCGCCUGCUGCUUCUCCACCCGUUGCGUCGUCGCCUGUUGCAUCUCCUGCUGCUUCUGGAGCCAACAGCGCUUCCAUCUUUGAGAGCAUGUUUGCAGAUUUUGGGAGCGCUUCCGAGCCAGCUAGCACUUCAGAAGCGGCAGCUAUCGAGAAGAGUGCUGUUGCAGACUCUUCGGAACAGCAUGAAGAUCUUGCUAUCGCUGAGCCUUCAGACGCGGUUCGUUCGGUCGAGACAUCUGAGUCUUCUUCUCUUCCUCGCACUGGAUACGAAGACUCACUUGACGAGGAAAUGCCCUCGCCUGCAACAACCACAACAACCGCGACUACUUUCCAGACAAACAAUGCCGGUCCGAUAAGUAUGGCCGCUGCCUUUGCGGUCGGUGGCGCUGCGGCCGGAAUCCGAGCUGCUGAUUUGGAAAGUGUCUCGUCCUCGGUGCAGAACAAUGCACCCGAGUCUGUUAGAGAGGGCAUAUCGCGCCCCGAGUCUCCUAACAAUGUGACUGUUUCAUCUGUGACUGGAGGCCACUCUGCGCGUUCCUCUGUGUCAGUAGUUACUGCAUCGGAGGGCGGUGAUGACGGCGAAAGCGCUGCCGUGCCGCAGGACUCUCCGGUUUUGCAGUACACUGAAGCAAUGGAGCCCGAACUAAGCAUGGGUGGCGGCCAGCCCGCGGAGCCUAUCAAGGAAGAGCCCGCAAUCACUGAGCCGACUGCUGCGCCGGCCGAGGAGACCGAGUCUACGGAGAAGGAUCCGUUCGGACUCAAGCCCCAAGCCAAGGAGGAGUAUGCUGGAACUCGAGAGCAGUUCGACGCCGUGUUUUCGGGUCUGGGAUUGCUUCCAAAAUCCGGCACUGCCGCUGCGACCACCUCUGCAGCUGGUGCCGCUCCCGCAGUGGUUUCAGAGUCGGAAUUCUCUUCAGAAUACCCCCCUGUGGAGGAAGUGAGCCGAACUGUUGAGGCUGCAGAGCCUGAGGCUGCAGAGCCGGUCGAGGACGACAAUUCCUCGUCUUCGGACGACGAAGGCCCGGAGGAGCUAGGCGCUACUAUGCGCAUGGCCAGCAGGUCACCUCCAGCCCAAACAGAGUCUGCAGCAACGAUCGAGUCUUCUCUCAUCCCCUCUGAGCCGCCAGCGUAUUCUGUUUCCGACCCUUCUAUUUCUGAGCCGUCGGCACCUGCUGCCGAGAGCUCGCAGUACUCUGCCGCCCCAGAGGCUGUGAGAGAGGAGCCUGAGGCUUCCACUACUGCCCCGACCUCAGAUGACAUCUUUGCUUCUUAUGAAGAGAGCUUUGCUUCAGCGCCAGUCGCGACAACCGUUUCGUCGUCUGUGACGCCUGUCCAAGCGGCCGUUGCAUCGCCCUUUGACUUUGCUGCGCCGUCUGCACCUGCUGCUCAGCCGGAUGCAUUCGACUCCAUGUUUGCCUCUUUCUCUGCGCCAACCACCACCGCAGGUACCGCCGCCGCCGAGAGCGCUCCGCCCCUCCCUCCGAAAGUCCCUCUGAGCGCCCCCACGAGCAGCAUGCCAGGCGGCUUUGGCGCCGAAAACCCGGUUGACGAAUUCGAGAGCGCGUUCGCGUCUCUGGAGGAUAGUAAGAUCGUGACGUCUGAGGAGGAUCCGGCGAUGGCUUUUAGCAAGAAGACGUUUGAUGAGAGCGCGUUUGCGGAUUUUGAUAAGUUUUAAGUUUCCUUUCGAGUUUGAGUUUUAUUGUUCUAGAGAGUAGUUCACUUUGUCUUCUUGUCUUUGUGUUUGUUUUUGUGUGUUGUAGUUAUUAGUUGCUUUACUGUUAUAUUGUAUUGUAUCUGUAC